Paramecium sonneborni is the source of this 1104-nucleotide messenger RNA. The record is from the annotation of a GenBank genome assembly. NCBI's taxonomy places the organism in Eukaryota, Ciliophora, Oligohymenophorea, Peniculida, Parameciidae.
AUGAACAGAUUAAGCAAUAUAAAAUCAGAAUAUGACCAACUUACAAAACAUGUAAAUUAUAUUAAUCAUACUAAAAUAGCACUCAUCUCUUGAUAGAUCGAAAGAAAGAAACCGUACUCCAAAAGUUAAAUGUUGUUCAAACCAAUAUUUAUUGAAUUCCUCGACAAAAUAAAACCUCAACAAAUCCUACAAUAGUAAUUAAAAAGUCCAUUCAAAACUACCAUCAAAAGCAACCUCUAACAUCAAAUAGAAAUUAUUAUAUGAAAGUAUAUACAUAAUUAUUAUCUCUAAAUAAUAGUGCUUAGAGGAUCUCAUUCAUAAUUCUCGUAAAGUUACCUAACAAGUAUUAUUUAAGAUAAAAUUGUUAAUAAGCCAAAAAAAUGUCAUACUACCGAUGAUACAUUAAGUUUUACAUUACCAGAAAAAGAAUUUAAUAAUAAAGCACCUUUUCUAUAAAUAGAUAUCUUUAUUGCUGAAAAAUGUAAAAAACAUUAAGACUCAAUCACUAUUGCUAAAUUUUAAGAGCUAUUAGAAUAACUUGAAUUAAAGGAAAUUGAAUUAAAAUUAAAUGUUUUUUCCAAUCUCAAAACUUUAUUCUUAAUAUUGGCUAAAUAAAUUUAAUCGAAAUUGGCAUCUUAUAAGAAUGAAAUUAUUAAAUUGCAAAAUUCAAAUACUGAAUUACAAUAAUAAUAAAAAAUCCUGUAAGAUAAAAUUACAGAAUAAAAAUAAAUUACAAUUAAGACUGAAGAAACACUUAAUUCUCUUCUUUUUACACUUCGAUAUACAAAUUUAAAUAAUCCUUAAUUUAUUGAAAAGCAUAAAGAUUAAGCUGAAACUUAGAAAUAUCAAUUAGAAUACAAAAAUAUAGAAGAAAAUAUUUCAAUAAUGUCUGAAGAGUCAGCCCCAUUUGGAAAAUUUUAUAAUUAUUAUAUUAAAAAAGAAUAGGAUCCUUAAAAUAAAAGAACAUUAGGAUUGACACUAAAUUUAAAUUCAUUAAAAAAUCCAUAAACUGCUCCUAUAGGAUAUUAGGAAGAAUUUAUGGCUAAUUUAAAUGAAUUUAGUGAAAGCUGGAGAUAAUAAGCUAUUAAAGAAUAGAGAUUUUGA